Pistacia vera is the source of this 420-nucleotide messenger RNA. RefSeq names its product queuine tRNA-ribosyltransferase catalytic subunit 1-like. Gene Ontology annotation, molecular function: tRNA-guanosine(34) queuine transglycosylase activity. Bases 30 to 311 code for a protein of 93 amino acids. Gene Ontology annotation, cellular component: cytosol. The transcript is spliced from 5 exons. The record is from RefSeq and is a predicted model, not a curated record. Lineage: Eukaryota; Viridiplantae; Streptophyta; Magnoliopsida; Sapindales; Anacardiaceae.
CUCGGCCCAUUGAUCCUACGUGCGCUUGUAUGGUUUGCAAGAACUAUACAAGGGCUUACAUUCAUUGUCUUGUUACAAAGGAUGCUAUGGGAUCUCAGCUUUUGUCAUAUCACAAUUUGUAUUACAUGAUGCAGUUUAGCAGAAAUCUACACUCAUCAAUAAUUGAGGGAAGGUUUCCAGAGUUCGUGUGCGAUUUUCUGCAGAAAAUGUUUCCUAAAGGUGAUGUCCCUGAAUGGGUCUGCAACGCCAUGGAGGUUGCUGGAAUUGAUAUCUCUUCCUGCUGUGCUCCAUUCCCUUCAUCCCAGGAUUAGAUUACAAAUAUUUACACAAGGAUUUAUUUAAGAGAACCUUACACACCCGGCUUCAAAGAAUUUAUCAUUAAAGGUAAUCUAAUUUACAGGUGACAACACUGCAGCAUAA